Physeter macrocephalus (sperm whale) is the source of this 861-nucleotide messenger RNA. RefSeq names its product RNA polymerase I subunit H (gene POLR1H). Bases 238 to 747 code for a protein of 169 amino acids. Lineage: Eukaryota; Metazoa; Chordata; Mammalia; Artiodactyla; Physeteridae. Gene Ontology annotation, molecular function: zinc ion binding; nucleic acid binding. The record is from RefSeq and is a predicted model, not a curated record. Gene Ontology annotation, cellular component: RNA polymerase I complex. Gene Ontology annotation, biological process: DNA-templated transcription; termination of RNA polymerase I transcription. The transcript has 5 exons.
CUGGACCCUCACGCCAGCCCCAGAUAAGCCCCCAAGUCGAAGUACCGGACCCGGGCUUGGAAUUCCGGAUAUUUGGGCUCCUUGGUCGCAGAGGCACAAGGCGUGCUUGGGAGAAGGGCUCGGGUUCUGUAUGCUUAGGUCCAGGGACAGAAUAGGAAGGACCCUUCAGUGGGGAGGGAGUUACUCUCUUUUAUUAAUACUCUCGUCCCCUUCCCAGCUCUCGACCACCCGUCCAUCAUGGACCUCGCCAGCACCUGCUCCAACUUUCAAUCUGACCUGGAUUUCUGUCCGGAUUGCGGCUCUGUCCUGCCUCUUCCCGGAGCUCAAGAUACGGUCGCGUGUACUCGCUGUGGCUUCUCCAUCAACGUGCGAGACUUUGAGGCGAAGGUUGUGAAGACCUCAGUUGUUUUCCACAAACUGGGAACAGCCAUGCCCGUGUCAAUGGAGGAGGGACCUGAGUUCCAGGGACCCGUGGUUGACAGGCGCUGCUCUCGAUGUGGGCACGAGGGAAUGGCAUACCACACCAGACAGAUGCGCUCCGCUGAUGAAGGGCAGACUGUCUUCUACACCUGUACCAACUGCAAUGAAUUAAAGCUUUUAAGAUAUUUAAAAGGAAAGAAAAAAAUACAGAAGGUUCCAGGAGAAGGAAGACUCUUGAUUUUUUUUCUGAGCGACUCAACAAUCUCUCCUUCUCUUCCUUGGAAGGUGAAAGAAAUUGGGUUCUUAGAUCCUUUGUCCGUCUCCUGAUUGCAGUGUUUUGCUCCCAGAGGAAAAGCAGAUCAUCAUGUGGGGAUUACCAUUGUCCCCAGAGUACUCCUGCCCUAUUUGAGUUUCCUUUAUUAAAGUUAUAGUUUUCUAUAA